AUGGCGAAACAUAGCCCCGUCCCAAAUGGGAUGACGUCAUUCUGGCGGACAGAGCCUCACUUUCUAGACAGCCAUCGAUCGACUGAAUUUCUCCCUCAAGAGUGUGAUAUCGUCGUAAUAGGAGCUGGGUACGCAGGGGCAUCUGUCAUACACCAUAUUCUUGACCAAACUCCUCCUGGGUCGAAGCCGCCUUCGAUUGUGCUUUUGGAGGCUCGACAGGCUUGUUCCGGUGCCACUGGUCGAAAUGGGGGACACAUGAAACCUGAUGUUUAUAAUGUUAUCGCUGGCUUGGCCGCUGAUCAUGGCGUCGAGGCUGCUGCUGAGGUUGCAACUUUCGAGGCCAAACAUGUCUCAUAUCUCAAGAAAUUCGUUGAAAGAGAGAAUAUAGACUGUGAUUACACAGUCACAAAAGCUAUCGAUGUGCAACUGUCUCGGGAUCAUAGUGCAAGACUCAAGGAGGGAUAUGAAGGAUUGAUCAAGAAGGGAUGUGAGCCAACAACAAAGGCAAAGUAUAUCCCCAGCAGUGAGGCAGAGAAGUUCUCUGGAGUCAAAGGUGCACAGGGGUGUUUCACAUAUGACGCCGGUCACAUUUGGCCAUACAAAUUCGUGCUGCACCUUUUGGAAAAGGCAAUUUCCCAAGGUGUAAAUCUACAAACGCACACGCCGGUAUCUGGGAUGACACAGUCUAAUUCCUCAACAUCGGGCCAUCCUUGGACAGUGAACACUGCCCGAGGCUCCAUUGCCGCCAAGAUAGUCAUUUUAGCAACAAAUGCCUAUACUUCGUCUCUGGCCCCUCAGUAUAAAGAGAAGAUUAUCCCUGUCCGAGGAACAUGCAGUCGAAUCAUCGUUCCUCCGGGUACUACUGCUCCUCGUCUGACGAACACUUACACCCUGCGCUGGAACGAUUGGAAUUAUGACUACCUCAUCCCACGCGCCGAUGGGAGUAUAGUCGUCGGUGGUGCUCGCCCGGCUUUCAUCAAUGAUCCUGACAGCUGGUAUAACGUCAGUGAUGAUAGUUCAGUACUUGAGCCUGCUGUUCGAUACUGGGAUAAUUAUAUGCAGCGGAAUUUUGUUGGUUGGGAGAAUAGCCACGCUUACACGGACAGAGUCUGGACAGGGAUCAUGGGUUAUUCAACAGAUGGACUGCCACAUGUUGGCCAUGUCCCAGGACAGAAGGAUCAGUACAUCAUCGCUGGAUUUACAGGACAUGGAAUGCCCCAGAUUUUCCUGGCGGCUGAGGGUUUGGCAAAAAUGGUACUCAGUGACGUUCAUUUCGCAAAGACUGGACUCCCGCGUCUGUUUGAGUCUACUCAAUCCCGACUCGACAGUCGCCAGAACAAUAUCUUUGCGAGCACCCCUGGGAAAUCGCAAGCAAGAUUAUGA
This is a messenger RNA of Penicillium robsamsonii, 1383 nucleotides long. Its product is annotated as NAD(P)/FAD-dependent oxidoreductase. The transcript is spliced from 4 exons. Gene Ontology annotation, molecular function: oxidoreductase activity. The record is from RefSeq and is a predicted model, not a curated record. Bases 1 to 1383 code for a protein of 460 amino acids. Lineage: Eukaryota; Fungi; Ascomycota; Eurotiomycetes; Eurotiales; Aspergillaceae. Gene Ontology annotation, cellular component: cytoplasm.